Molecule: messenger RNA, 3889 nt
Organism: Clupea harengus (Atlantic herring)
Lineage: Eukaryota; Metazoa; Chordata; Actinopteri; Clupeiformes; Clupeidae
Product: basic immunoglobulin-like variable motif-containing protein
Cellular component (GO): nucleus
Molecular function (GO): DNA endonuclease activity; single-stranded DNA binding
Source: RefSeq, a predicted model, not a curated record
UUUGUCAGGCGCUGGAAACGUUGUUGGUUAGGUUUCUUAUUAUUUACUUAACUACCUUUUUACUACACAGUGUCCCAAUAUUACAGAAUUUAUGCAGCCUACUAGCUAUCUGCAGUUUUAUAUUAUCAUGUUCUUCCUCCCAGUUCAACUAUUCAUCUAGAAAAAAAUAGACCUAUAUCUUAUUUACUGAUUUGAAAGGUCUUAGGUAGAGAACGAUGUUUUGGGUUAUUGUCGCAAGGAGACAAACAUGUUUCAAAAGUGUUCUGUUACUUUGAUCUCAUUGGCUGUGUAUGCAUGUAGCCUACGCAAAGAAUGCAGGUAUCCAACGUAUACAUAUGUGUAAUGUGUACCAAGUUUUGAAGGUGAUGAUGUUUUUGAGUUGCACAGAAGAAAUCAACAUUCAGUUUUUUAUUUAUUUAUUUAUUGGGGCGUAGCAAACCUGCUACCAACAAUUAGGCUAUUUACUUUUUAAACACAGUAGAUAACAGGUAUAUUAUUUGCCUAUAAUAAUGUAUUGAAUAUGCAUUUUCCUUGUUUACGAAACCUAACCUAGAAUCAACAGCCUACCCCACCCCUUUCGUCUCCAUCCUCUAUGAGCGGACGGUGUAUCUCUGACCUCAGAACAGUAGCCCGUCUAAACCAAAAUGUCCCAGUCAGAGGGAGGAGAUCUGUUGAACGCAGAAAUAAUAUAGCCGUCUGUGAAAAUACCAAUGAAUUAUUACAUACUCUUAAAAUGUAAUUAGGCAGUACAUAGAUGAAUCAAGCAUACUAUUUUUGUUAAUGAACCGUAAUGACGUCGAUGCAGCAUUAAACUAAAUACAGGAUGAUGGGCCCAGUAGAACACCCCCUCUACAUGAACGGUACAGUCUGAUGAGGAAUUGUAGCGGAAGAUGGGAUGUGGGUCGUGAUGGUGAUGUUAAGCUAAUUCUGAAUGUAGUUUAGUAGUUGAUGACCGAAUGGCGUUUAAGGAAGCAAUUCCAUGACCUGCCACGCAACCUGACCCAGGCACGAUUCUCUCCAUUACUUCCCGAGUUCUCCGUCCAAUGCCUAACACUGCAGAAAGCCAAGAGGAAAACGUAUCUGGCACGAGCGAUCAGGCAGCCCCGGUCCGAGGCCCCAGCCGGGACGAUGAGUGCAGCUUCCUGAGCUCUUUCACGCGGGAGGAGUUGCGGGCACGCCGGGCCUCCAGCGCCGAGCUCCAGCUGCCCUUGACUUGCCCCGUCACGCACUCCAGAGAGAAGUUCUACACUGUCUGCUCCGACUUCGCACUGGUCAAUCGGGCCGCUGCCGUCUACAGGCCCCCAAGCAGCCCCAGGGAUGUGCCCUUCAACACGCAUGAUGGAGAGACGACCGUUGUGACGUCCAGCACUAUAUACCUGUCCCAGGGCCAGGCUGGAGGCACCAGCAAUGUCCCCGUAGACGAGGACUGUGACAUGGAAGUGGUGUCGUCUGGCAAUACGAAGCCUGUCCUUGCCUGGGAGAUUGACACCACUGACUUUAAUGCUGUUUUGACGCGAAAAACGAGGACAAGCAAUACAAAGAAAUUCAGCUGUAAAAAGAUGAAGUCUGCUGAAGUCUGCAGGAAUCUGCCAGACAUUCCAGGCCAUGCUUCUCCCGAGGAGAUCAAACAGAGGAAAGUCAUGGACCUGAGGAGAUGGUACUGCAUAAGCCGACCACAGUACAAAACAUCAUGUGGGAUAUCUUCAUUAGUUUCCGUUUGGAACUUUUUGUACAGCACAUUGGGAGCAGGGAGCCUUCCACCAAUUUCCCAGGAAGAGGCUCUGCAUAUUCUGGGCUACCAGCCACCCUUUGAAGAGAUCAAAUUUGGCCCUUUCACUGGCAAUGCAACUCUAAUGCGAUGGUUCAGACAAAUCAACGACAAUUUCCGUGUUCGGGGAUGCUCUUACAUCCUGUACAAACCUCACGGGAAACAUAAAACUGCUGGAGAGACAGCUGAGGGAGCGUUACUGAAGCUGACCGCGGGACUGAAGGACGACACCAUGGCCUACAUUUAUCACUGUCAGAACCAUUACUGCUGCCCCGUGGGGUUUGAAGCUACACCACUAAAAGCAGCCAAGGCCUACAGGGGGUCUCUUCCUCAAAAUGAGAUGGAGUAUUGGAUUCUCAUUGGGGAACCAAGCAGGAAGCAUCCUGCUAUUCAUUGUAAAAAGUGGACAGAUAUUGUGACAGAUCUGAACACACAGAAUCCAGAAUAUCUUGACAUCCGCCACACAGAGAGAGGAAUCCAGUAUCGCAAAACCAAAAAGGUGGGUGGGAACCUGCACUGCAUCAUGGCAUUCCAGCGGGUGAACUGGCAGAAGCUGGGUCCCUGGGCCCUGAAUCUGGAGAACCUGCGCUAUGACCUCCACCACCAGGGGACAGAACAGCGAGGGCAGGGUGGCGCAGGGGAGGCAUCCGAGGAGAAGGGCACAGCCAGACACCAGGGGCGCCUGGGCCGCUCCAACAGCACAGGGAACCAGAAGUCCGACACGGCCUGGAAACGGCUGUCCAACACAGCCGAGUACAGGCAGAGGAGCUCGCCCGACAGUGACCUAGAGGACAUCGACUGACCGCAGACUAGAGAAUUGUGCUGAGUCAUUGUACAUCUGAUGUGAAAGUACCGUUUUUGCACAAAUUCAUCUCCAACACCAAACAAAGUGGGUUAAGUGUUUUAUUUGGUCAACGCGAUAGCUUCAGUCAGCUUUCAAGACCAUGUCUCGCGUGUAGUGUGGAUCAUGAAAAAUGUUUUACUUGCACAGCACGAAACGAAUUAAUAGUUUCCUUUAAGUGUACACUUUCUGUUCCUUUAAGUGUACACUUUGUGGCUAGCAAUAUGUAGUGCACCGCUACCAACCAAGGCAUCAUCCUACUGUUGUGUGCUUUUGCUUUCAUCAGCUGACCUGAAUAGCAAGAAAAUUACAAUGUCGAGCGAAGAGGAUGAACCUUAACCAGGUGUGCAAUAUGCUGACAAAAGCAUGUGUGUGAAGAGUUCUGCAGUUGAGCAGUUCUGUACAAAGUAUAAUGGUUGUCAGUGAAAUGGUUAUUAAGCCAGAACACUUAUUAUGGAGUGUACUGCAUGAGAGUUGAAAUGCUGUAGUUGUAAAGGCAAUUGAACGAGAAACGUUAUCAUUCAAACCACAUUCCUAUUCCCAGCGUGUCUCUAGACAUUAAUACUGAUGCCUCCUCUGAGUAUCUUAAACCUGUGUAUAGUAUGUCCCCACCAAGUGGAUAGAUCCUAUAUUGGAAAGAUCAGGUUAUUAAAAUGAAAUAGUUAUACUGCUAUACUUUCAAUAGCUGUCUACUAUUUAAAAUGAAGCCAUUUCAAGAAAUAUUGAAACUGUACUUUUAAUGUAAUCAAGUAUGUGAAAGUACACUAUUUUUUGCACAGUCAGAAACAUUUAGGACGAGGCCUGAGACAAACUAGUUCUUUGGAGAAGUUCCCAUGUUAGGAUUUUUCUGCUGCUGACUUCCUAUCUUCCUAAACUUGACUUUUCACAGUGGUGCACUUAGGCUGAUGUAGGGCUAUGCUGUCCCCAAAGUACAUUAAAAUUAAAUGGUUUAGGAACUAAAUGAUAUAAUUCCUGACAAACAUUUAAUACAAUGGUGUUCAGAGUAUGUUGCAAGUUAAAUAAAGUACAGCAGAUAAAGUGUAUCACUGUACAGGGGGAUAUUUUGAGCUUCUGUGUAGUUAGGAAGGAUAUUAUGUGAAAGCCAACAGGAAAAAUGCAUGAUUGCUUACCUGUGCUGUACCAAGCUCUGUCUGUCCUUUAUUUGCUAUGGGAACAUGGUAUUAAGUGUCUGUAGCCACUAAGAUGGUUGUUCAUGUGAAGAAAUGUGCUACCUUACUGUAGUUUUCCUUUAUUUAUAAAUAAAUAUUUCUACAACUUCG